GCAUCGAACAUGUGUUCGCAGUGUUCGAGAGAAUCUUGACGUCUGUUCUGUCAAAUACACCGUUUUUUAAAUCGAACAGAGUAAAUUUAUUUUGACACUUUUGUUGAAAUCGUUAAUUGGUAUGGCAGUGUGUAGAGAAUAUAUUUGUAGCCAAUUUCCUACGAUAGACGAUGAUUUGUAUCAAUAUGUGGAAGGUAUUUUAGAUAGCUCUAAAGAUGAUUUCGAGGAUGGUGACGAGGUUUAUGAAGCGAUAGGACAAGUAUUACACGAGGUCGAGGAAAAACCAGAGAAUGAAAUUAGGCAAAUAUGCAUCAAAUUAUUGGAAAUGUUAAAAGGUGGUUCAAAUGGCGAAAACGAAGAAAGGAGAAAAAAUGGUGUGAACAAGGUAUUAAAUGCACCUAUACAUUUAGGAACUAUGGCUGCCACUUCAGAAGCUCAAGUAGAACAAAUAAAAAGUAUAUGGGUUACUACUAGAGAUGAUGGCAUGAAAGUAGAUGCUAAGAAAUUGGAAAAGGCAGAGGCAAAACUACAGCAGAAACAAGAGAAACGAAACAAUAAUGAAUCAUCUGGACGUAUUAAUCCAGUAUACUGUAGUAUAGAAUCCGCAAGUACAAGUCAAAUGACGAGUAAAAAGGAUAGUAGAAUGGAAAACAAGGGUGGUGUAAAUAAAACUCAGGACAUUAGAAUAGAAAAUUUCGAUGUGGCGUACGGUAAUCGAAUUUUAUUGCAAGGAGCUGAUUUAACGCUCGCAUUUGGUAGGCGCUACGGUCUUAUUGGCAGAAAUGGACUUGGUAAAACUACUUUGUUACGAAUGAUAUCUAGUAAACAGCUGAGAAUACCAUCUCAUAUACAAGUACUGCACGUAGAACAAGAAGUUGCUGGUGAUGACACUUCUGCCCUUGAAUCUGUACUAGAGUGUGACCAAGAAAGAAGCAUGUUGCUUAGUAAAGAAGCGGAAUUGCAAGCUGCCAUAGAAAAGGAUGGUGUCAAAGCAAGGGAUGCAUUAGGCGAAGAAUUAGCUAAAGUAUACGAAGCAAUGCAACUAGCUGAAGUAGAUAAAGCACCUGCUAGAGCUAGUGCAAUAUUAUCGGGUCUCGGAUUCUCCGUCGAAAGACAAUCGUGGCCAACUAAAGCUUUCUCAGGCGGUUGGAGAAUGAGACUUGCACUCGCACGAGCGCUGUUCUCCAGACCAGAUCUUCUCUUACUUGAUGAACCUACGAAUAUGCUUGAUAUUAAGGCGAUACUUUGGUUAGAGAAAUAUUUACAAUCAUGGCCUACAACGUUGCUUGUAGUUUCGCACGACCGAAACUUUUUAGAUGCGGUUCCUACGGAUAUACUAUAUUUACGUGGACAGAAAAUAGAGGCUUAUCGUGGUAAUUACGAGCAGUUUUCGAAAACUAAGGGAGAACGUGAAAGAAAUCAGCAAAGAGAGUAUGAAGCGCAACAAGCUAGGAGAGUACACGUGCAGGAAUUCAUUGGUCGAUUUCGAUACAAUGCAAACCGUGCUUCUAGUGUACAAAGUAGAAUUAAGAUGUUGAACAAAUUGGAAGAAUUAAAACCAAUGGAGAAAGAAGGAGAAGUAACGCUUCGCUUCCCGGAUGUUGAGCCAUUGAGUCCUCCAAUAUUGCAACUUAACGAAGUGUCCUUCAGUUACAGUGGAGGCACCGAUGACUCGUACAUACUCAGAGGCGUGAAUUUAACUGCCAGUUUACAAUCUCGUAUUUGUAUCGUAGGAGAAAAUGGCGCGGGUAAAACUACGCUUCUAAAAAUAAUAACAGGUGCGUUGAGUCCGACACGAGGCACUGUACACAUCCACCGAAAUUUGAAAUUCGGUUACUUUAGCCAACAUCAUGUAGAUCAACUGAACAUGCAGUCGUGUCCAAUUGGAUUGUUACAGAAGAAUUUUCCCGAAAAACCUGUUGAAGAAUAUAAAAGAAUGCUUGGAAGUUUUGGAAUAAGCGGUAAAUUAGCUUUACAGCCUAUCAAUUCGUUGUCUGGUGGACAAAAAUCAAGAGUUGCAUUUGCGUUGAUAGCUGCUGCUUCACCAAAUUUUCUAGUACUCGAUGAACCAACGAAUCAUCUUGAUAUCGAAUCAAUCGAAGCUUUAGGGAAAGCAUUAAAUACCUGCCAAGCGGGUGUAAUAUUAGUUUCACACGAUGAAAGAUUAAUUCGAAUGGUAUGCACCGAACUCUGGGUAUGUACACAGGGUUCUGUUCGAUGUAUCGAAGGAGGUUUUGACGAAUAUCGGAAGAUCGUUGAAAAGGAACUCGAAGUAUAAAGAUUAUUUUAAUUUAAAUGCAUUUCCGCUUUGCAUUGUCCUGUAUUAAGUUACUGAUGUGAAAAUUUCAAUUCAUGCGGAUAAAUGACAGAAAGAAAGUUUAUCGCAACAAAAUUUGGACCGUUCACGGGCAAUGCAUGUUACAUUGUCACAAAAGUUACAUUCUCUAUUUCAAACAAAAUCAUGAGCAUUAAUACGAGAACUCUGCAAAAUAGACUGAAUCGUCGAUUAAUAACGACUAAGAUUAAGAAAGUUUCACAUCGUUCAAUUGUCAGUUAUAACUAAACACUGAUAUUUAAUAUUGUACAUUAGUUAAU
Molecule: messenger RNA, 2595 nt
Organism: Megachile rotundata (alfalfa leafcutting bee)
Lineage: Eukaryota; Metazoa; Arthropoda; Insecta; Hymenoptera; Megachilidae
Product: ATP-binding cassette sub-family F member 3
Molecular function (GO): ATP hydrolysis activity; ATP binding
Source: RefSeq, a predicted model, not a curated record